UUUUCAGCAAAUACAGCAAUUUACAAGGGGAACAAGGUCCAUUUCAAAUCACUGGAAGUAAAACGUAUAAAUAUUGAUAGGAAAAUGAUGCUAGAAAUGAUUGAGAUGAGAGAUUUCAACUGCAUUAAUCUGACAAAAUUCAUCGGAUUGCAUAUCAAACAACAAAAUAUCAUGAUAAUAUCAGAAUACUGUUCCAGAGGAGAUUUACAGACGUUAUUACUAAAUGAUUCUAUUGAUCUGGAUAAAGAUUUGAAAAUGGCAUUGAUUAUUGAUCUAAUAGAGGGAAUGGCCUAUCUACAUAAUAGUAGUAUAUAUGUACAUGGAGAUCUGACCAGUGAUGCAUGUGUUAUUGAUAGUCGGUUUGUGUUAAAGGUAACGGGAUAUGGACUGAGAAGAUUGCACAUGCAAUGUAAAGACACUACUAUUCAAGCAAACAGUUUUUGGAUUGCACCGGAACAUCUGCGCACCAAAGACAAAACAGUUUCGCAGACUGGUGAUGUAUACAGUUUUGGGAUAAUAUUGUCUGAAAUAUUGUCGAGAAAAGAACCAUUCAGCGAGGAAUUAGAUAACUUUACUUCCCAAGAAAUAAUCAUGAAAGUAACUCACACUGAGAAUCCACCGUUCCGACCAACGUUACCUAAAACAAACAACAAAGAUUAUAUUGGAGAAAUGGAAACUAUCAUGUAUGACUGUUUGGAAGAAGAUCCUCAGAAUAGGCCUAACUUUUUAAUCAUCGGAAAAAGAAUAAAGGAAUCAACGGGAAUUUCAAAAACUCAUAACGUAUUAGAUGCAUUGCUUAGAAGAAUGGAACAAUAUGCAAAUAAUCUAGAAGCUCUGGUUUUUGAAAGGACACAGGCAUUUCUAGAUGAGAAAAGAAAAUCUGAAGAACUUUUAUAUCAAGUUCUUCCACGAUCUGUUGCUGAAAAAUUAAGAGAUGGGAAACCAGUAAACCCUGAAGCUUUUGAUUGUGUAACGAUAUAUUUUAGUGAUAUCGUAGGCUUUACCGAUAUAUCAUCUCAAAGUACACCUUUCCAGAUUGUUGACUUGCUAAAUGAUCUAUACAACUGCUUUGAUGAAAUUAUAGACAGACAUGAUGUUUAUAAGGUUGAGACAAUAGGGGACGCCUACAUGGUAGUGUCUGGUCUUCCAGUACUGAAUGACAUUAAACAUGUCAAAGAAAUAGCACAGAUGGCGCUGUCUAUAAGAGACUCAGUCGAAUGUUUCAGGAUUCCUCACAAUCCGAAUAAAACUUUGCAAUGUAGAAUCGGAAUUCACUCAGGAUCUGUAUGCGCAGGCGUGGUAGGUAGGAAGAUGCCAAGAUAUUGCUUAUUUGGAGAUACAGUUAACACUGCUUCCAGAAUGGAAUCAAAUGGUGAAGCAAUGAAGAUACAUAUCAGUGAAGCAACAAAGAUGUUACUUGACAAUUUUUCUGAAUUUGACGUUAAAUGUAGAGGGAUAUUGCAGAUAAAAGGAAAGGGCUUAAUGACAACAUAUUGGAUAAGAGGAAACAACACAGAAAAACAAACAUCCGAAAACACAGAUAUGCAAACAUCCGAAAACACAGAUAUACAGACAUCAGAAAACACAGAUAUGCAAACAUCUGAAAACAGAGAUAUGCAAACAUCUGAAAACAGAGAUAUAGAAACAUGGGAAAACAUACCGAAAAUGUCAUGUAUAUAAUACAAUUACAAACUGUGGCAUGGAUAAUGUUAAUUUUGCACAUUUUUAUGAACUUAUACUAAGUGUUGACUGGAACGAUGACUGUAUCGACAUUGAUGCAUAUUCAGACAUUAUAUGUUCUGUUAUCACCACAACCAAAUGACACACAGAGUACAAACGGGAAUAUCUUAGUCGCAACUAGUAUUAAUAUGUGAACGGCCAAUAAAAUAAGGAAUAUAAUGUACAACAAUCAUUAAUAAACAAAAGUCUUUCCAAUAGCUACCGAUUAAAUCAAGGGAUACAGCAGUCUUACAACUUAACAAAGAUAGUAUCGUUGCAUCAAUGGACAAGUGUUUGUUAAAAAUGUCUAGCUUUUAACGCUCCAAAAACUGGAAAAGUAAUAAG
Molecule: messenger RNA, 2064 nt
Organism: Mytilus trossulus (common blue mussel)
Lineage: Eukaryota; Metazoa; Mollusca; Bivalvia; Mytilida; Mytilidae
Product: atrial natriuretic peptide receptor 1-like
Exons: 14
Coding region: 85-1680 (531 amino acids)
Biological process (GO): intracellular signal transduction; protein phosphorylation; receptor guanylyl cyclase signaling pathway
Cellular component (GO): plasma membrane
Molecular function (GO): protein kinase activity; guanylate cyclase activity; ATP binding
Source: RefSeq, a predicted model, not a curated record